Carya illinoinensis is the source of this 690-nucleotide messenger RNA. RefSeq lists its product as uncharacterized. Bases 1 to 690 code for a protein of 229 amino acids. The record is from RefSeq and is a predicted model, not a curated record. Lineage: Eukaryota; Viridiplantae; Streptophyta; Magnoliopsida; Fagales; Juglandaceae. The transcript has a single exon.
AUGAAAGACCUUGACCCUCUUCACUAUUUCCUUGGCAUCCAAAUCAGUCCCACCGCUGAAGGCCUUACCCUCUCUCAAACCAAAUAUACUCUUGAUAUUCUCGAACGCGAUAAGAUGCAUGACUGUAAACCUAUGGGCACUCUCAUGAUGCCACGGACCAAAGGUCUUACCUCUCAGAUACCCUUCUCUGACCCUGCUCACUACCGUAGUAUUGUUGGUGCUCUACAAUAUCUUAUCCUUACUCAUCUUGACCUCUCUUAUAGUGUUAAUUUUGUCUCUCAAUUCAUGCAUUCACCUACUGAAGCAAAUUAUAAAAUGGUCAAGUGUAUUCUUCGGUAUUUAAAAGGCACUGUAGACCUUGGUCUUCAUUUUAGUUCCCAUUCUACUCUUGAUCUCUAUGCAUUUUCUGAUGCAGAUUGGGCAGGUUGUCCUACUACUAGACGCUCCACCACUGGCUACUGUGUCUUUUUUGGAAGCAACUGUAUCUCCUGGUCUGCAAAAAAACAACACACAGUCUCUCGAUCAAGCUCUGAAGCUGAGUACCGUGCAAUGGCCCAUACAACUGCCGAACUCACUUGGAUAUCGUUCCUAUUACGUGAUCUUGGCAUUCACCUCACCUCCAUGCCGUUGUUACUCUGUGAUAAUAUUAGUGCUCUCUACAUGACUGUUAAUCCUGUCUUUCACGCUUGA